Exophiala dermatitidis NIH/UT8656 is the source of this 477-nucleotide messenger RNA. RefSeq names its product peptidylprolyl isomerase. Bases 1 to 477 code for a protein of 158 amino acids. NCBI's taxonomy places the organism in Eukaryota, Fungi, Ascomycota, Eurotiomycetes, Chaetothyriales, Herpotrichiellaceae. The record is from RefSeq and is a predicted model, not a curated record. The transcript has 2 exons. Gene Ontology annotation, molecular function: RNA binding.
AUGGCCGACGCCAGCGGUCCCAACCGGCCAAACAGCACCAUCUACGUUGGCGGCCUGGACACGACCCUCGUUACAGCCGCCACGUUAUCCGAAGCAUUCAUCCCGUUCGGUGAGAUCGUCGACAUCACACUGCCCAAACCCGAAGCGCCGUCAUCGACAGAUUUACACCGCGGGUUCGGGUAUGUCGAGUUUGAGGAUCCUGCCGAUGCCAAAGAAGCCAUUGCGAACAUGGACCAGAGCGAGCUUUACGGACGGGUGAUCAAGGUCGCGUUGGCCAAGCCUGAUCGCAAGGAUAUGGGUGAGAAUGUUGGUUUGGGUAGCACCACGGCGAUUUGGGAACAGGAAGACUAUUUGGCCAAAUAUGCAGGAGCUGCAACUGAAGACAAGGCUGCUGUGGAACAAGCCAGAAACGAAAAGCCAGAGGAUCCCAUGGAGGGUCUGGAGGGUUUAGAUGUUGCUGGGCCGAAACCUGAGUGA